AUGCAGUGCAUUCGUUAUCCCGCCAUUGUGGCCCUCGUGGCAUUGGUUCUGUGCGGUCCAGGUGUUUCCUCUCAGCUCGACAGAGACCAGGAGCAGUAUCAGAACCAGGACCUGGACCUGGAGCUGCGUCACCACCGACUGCUGCAACGAGCACGCAGCGCUGGACUCCUGUCACAGGACUGGAGUAAACGUGCAGUGGAAGACCUGCUGGCUCAGAUGUCUCUGCCAGAGGCCGAAGCACAGCGUGAAGCUGAGGUUGUUUCCAUGGCAACAGGAGGAAGGGUGAACCUGGAGCGGUCCGUCGAGGCCCCUAACAACCUGCCCCCCCGUGAACGCAAAGCCGGCUGCAAGAACUUCUACUGGAAGGGCUUCACUUCCUGCUAA
Morone saxatilis (striped sea-bass) is the source of this 384-nucleotide messenger RNA. It is a transcript of the gene sst1.2, whose product is annotated as somatostatin 1, tandem duplicate 2. Lineage: Eukaryota; Metazoa; Chordata; Actinopteri; Moronidae. The record is from RefSeq and is a predicted model, not a curated record. The transcript is spliced from 2 exons. Bases 1 to 384 code for a protein of 127 amino acids. Gene Ontology annotation, molecular function: hormone activity. Gene Ontology annotation, cellular component: extracellular region. Gene Ontology annotation, biological process: regulation of cell migration.